Humulus lupulus (European hop) is the source of this 1714-nucleotide messenger RNA. Its product is annotated as probable pectate lyase 18. The transcript has 4 exons. Bases 78 to 1301 code for a protein of 407 amino acids. NCBI's taxonomy places the organism in Eukaryota, Viridiplantae, Streptophyta, Magnoliopsida, Rosales, Cannabaceae. Gene Ontology annotation, molecular function: pectate lyase activity. The record is from RefSeq and is a predicted model, not a curated record.
UCUUCAUUACUCAUUCUCUCAGCUCAGCUCUCUCUCUCUCACUUCACACACUUUUUCUCUCUCCGAACCAAAAAAAAAUGGCGUUACUCACUCGCAUUGUCUUCUUCUUCUUCACUUUGCUAACCUCAACUCUCCUCAGCUCAUCUUCACCAGUUCCAGACCCAGAACGAGUAGUCGAAGAAGUUCACAAGAGUAUCGUUAAUGCCACUCGUGCCCGGAGGAAUUUGGGUUACCUAUCAUGCGGAACGGGUAACCCGAUCGACGACUGCUGGCGGUGCGACCCGAAUUGGGAGAAGAACCGACAGAGGCUAGCGGAUUGCGCAAUCGGUUUCGGAAAGAAUGCGAUCGGAGGCAGAGACGGAAGGAUUUACGUCGUCACCGAUUCGAGCGACGAAGAUGUUGUGACGCCCAAGCCGGGGACUCUCCGUUACGGCGUGAUCCAAGACGAGCCGUUGUGGAUAAUCUUCGCCAGAGACAUGGUGAUCAAGCUGAAAGAGGAGUUGAUAAUGAACUCGUUCAAGACACUGGACGGCCGCGGCGCCAGCGUCCACAUUGCCGGAGGACCUUGCAUAACGGUUCAGUUCGUGACGAACAUUAUCAUCCACGGUCUGAACAUUCACGACUGCAAGCCGGGUGGUAAUGCUAUGGUGAGAGACUCCCCAAAGCACUUCGGGUGGAGGACUAUAUCGGACGGUGAUGGUGUGUCGAUCUUCGGUGGGAGCCACGUGUGGGUCGAUCAUUGCUCGCUGUCUAACUGCCAAGAUGGUUUGAUCGAUGCCAUUCAUGGGUCCACUGCUAUCACGCUCUCGAAUAACUACAUGACGCACCAUGAUAAGGUCAUGUUGUUGGGCCACAGCGAUUCUUAUACUCAAGACAAGAACAUGCAAGUCACUAUUGCUUUUAACCAUUUUGGCGAGGGCCUUGUUCAAAGAAUGCCGAGAUGUAGGCAUGGUUAUUUCCACGUGGUGAACAAUGACUACACUCAUUGGGAGAUGUAUGCCAUUGGAGGAAGUGCAAACCCUACUAUUAACAGUCAAGGCAAUAGAUUUCUUGCCCCAAAUAUCAGAUUCAGUAAAGAGGUGACUAAACAUGAGGAUGCACCAGAGAGUGAGUGGAAGAAUUGGAAUUGGAGAUCAGAAGGAGAUUUAAUGGUAAACGGUGCGUUUUUCACAGCCUCAGGAGCUGGAGCCUCUUCAAGCUAUGCUAAGGCAUCUAGCUUGGGAGCUAGGCCAUCUUCACUAGUUGGUACCAUAACCACUAAUGCUGGCUCACUCAAUUGCCGUAAGGGUUCUCGUUGCUGAUUGUGACCCUUCUAUGAAAAGAAGGAAACUUUAUAUGGUAGUAGACCAUGGUGGGAAGUUUUAAGAAAAAGAAAAAAAAAAAACUACUGAAAAAAAUGAAAAAGAAAAGAAAGGUCAAUCUCUAUGGAAGAUUUACUUUUUCUUUGGCUUCUUUUUAUCUGCCUCUCUUCUCUCCAAUUUUUUUCCAUUUUUACCCCUUGAUACUACCCUUAUCUUUUUUUUUUUUUGUAACCCAAUGUUAUGAUGAUUACAACCUCGGCCUGUUUUUACUCUUAGAACCAUUUUCACAUAUGAUUCUUUUGUUGAGAAUCUUUGAUCAUGGGCUAAGAAAAAAAAGCAAGUGCAAGAAGUGUUGUUGAUAAUAUAUACUAAAUUAUUAUUAUCUGUUUAGUUUUAUAAAAAUGCUUGCUUUA